ACCUUUUGCACCCCCUUUUCACACCCUCAGUGCACCUGAGCACCCGAAGAGCGGCGGGCGGCGGCGGCGGCACGAAAAGCACCGGCGGCGAGCAGCAUGUCCCGAAGGAAACAGAGCAAACCCCGGCAGAUUAAACGCCCCCUUGAAGAUGCUGUUGAGGAUGAAGAGGAAGAGUGCCUAUCUGAGGAAAAUGAAAUUAUCUCCAAAGAAGACUUUCCCCUGGAGGGAAACUUUUCUGCAGAAUUUGAGUCUGGGAAUCUGAACUGUGAAGAUGUGGAAUACUUUUGUAAUAAAGGUGAUGAAGAGGGCAGCCAAGAAACAGCAGAUUCUGAUGGGGAUGCACGUUCAGAUAAACCAGGACCGCUUAAGCUUGAGACAGAAGACUGGGAUGGACCAG
Molecule: messenger RNA, 397 nt
Organism: Thamnophis sirtalis
Lineage: Eukaryota; Metazoa; Chordata; Lepidosauria; Squamata; Natricidae
Source: RefSeq, a predicted model, not a curated record